GUUGUGCUGUUCGCAUUGCAGCCAACGCCCCGCCCAAAGCAUUUGUUGAAAAACAAACUCCGUGCUGCUGUGGCCAAUGUUUACGUGCAGCUACGGCGCGCCUUUAUGUCGUGUAAUGUGAGUUGUAUGUAACAAAUAUCGUACAAAUGGCAUCUUCAGGGUUGUAUUGUCAUCUUGUAGCGCUUAUCUUCGUGGCUGUGACGAUCCAGCAAGGAACCUGUAUCAAAUGCUGGACAUGUCGAUCAGAUUCUGAUCCAAAAUGUGCAGAUCCUUUUGACAACUCUACAGUACCAAUAUCGGAUUGUAAACAAGAACCAACUCUUGAACAUCUUCCAGGCAUUCGACCAACAAUGUGUCGCAAGAUCAGACAGAAAGUUGAAGGCCAGUGGCGAUACUUUCGCAGCUGUGCAUAUUUAGGAGAACCUGGUAUAGAAGGUGAUGAAAGAUUUUGUCUAAUGCGCACAGGCACCUACAACAUCUUCAUGGAGUAUUGUACAUGCAAUAGCAAAGAUGGAUGCAAUUCAGCUAUAUCAGUGAGGGGCUUUUCCUUUGCUGGGAUCGCAGUACUAGCCUCAUUGUCAUUGUGGUUACUUUUAGUCCUUCAGAGAAUCUGGUGAAAACAUCUCAUUAAAUUCAUAUCAAGGUACUCUUAUAGAAGGGUCUCCUUUUCUCACUUUUCAUUUUGAACUACCUAUUACAUGACAUCUUAAAAGAAGAUUGACUCACUAAUUAGUGAAGUUAGGUAUGCAAAUAAAUGAAAUUUCUAGGAGGAAAUUUCUUAGCUGGUAGACACUGUCUUUCAAUUUUCUUUACAAAUUGUGCCAGACAUUACUUUUAAUGACUGAAAACAAGAAAUUACCUUUUUGUAUAACUUGCACAUCUUCCCUAAUCUUUCAGAGCUACAUUCAACACAUCAUAUUGAUGAAUCAACCUUUCUUUUGAAUAUAUACUCAUCUCCAUAUCUUCUGCUUUUACACAUGCCCCAAGGUCAGGUCUUCAAGACUGAUAUUUCAUUUCUGAUAAAAUUUAUUUGGCUUAGUACCUUCACUAAUAAAUUCCAUUAAAUGCUUUACAGUAGUUCUACCUUAGCAAAUGCAUAAGACCUUAGUACAGGAUGAUUGAAGCGCUUAAAAUAUGAUGCUUCUGAAACAAUGACAUGAUGGAAUAGAUGCUAAACAAACCUGCAUAAAAAUUUACUAUGUACAUUUUCAUGUUAGGGUCUUAUGAUUUUAUUUUCCCAUCAACUGUUAGGUUUUUAUAGUACUAGCAAUGGCACUUACUUAUACUUUUACUGUUCUUCAUAGCCACAAUAACGCAGAUCUCUACUUAAGAACGAGUUUUUCAUUCUGGCUACUAAGUGGUGUAGAUAUGUUUCCUGUGAUUUUGUGCUCUUUUAGAGCAUGGGAAUGAAUAUAAAAAGCAUGUGGAGGUAAAAAUUGUAUGUCCUGGUAAUACAUACCAUAAUUGGUGUAAUUGCAACAAAACAAUAGAAAAUAUUUUGUUGUAAAAAUAAUGUAUUUUUUUAGGUAAAGCAUCAUUAUUGAAAUUAUAUUUUUAGAUGCCUAAUUGGCUCACAAUUUGUCUGUAGUUGAGAUUUAUAGAUAUAAGGAACACAUGCUUAUUUUUGGUACAAAUUAUAAUUUUUUAGCUUCUAAAAUUAAGAUAAGCUAAAUACAGAGUACUUACAAUGCAGUACUUCCAUCGUUUUUGAAAAAUAUGGAAUGCAAUCAAAUCUGUUUUCUUGCAAUUAUAAAGGCUUACACAUAACCAUUUUGAUAUAAUUUGCUACUUUCAUUGUAAGGACCACAUUUAAAUUGGUUAUGAAGGACAAGACUGAAGAAGGUGAUAGAAAAAUUUCAUUCUGAAUGUUGGAUUUGCUUUAUGCUAAUGAGGCAUUUCAUUGUGAAAUAUCAGAUCAAAAAUUAAUUUAUAAAGGUCCUAACUUCCUUUUAAAUUAAUGAGAAAUGUGUGAAGUGGAAGCUUUUCUCCAGUUUCUAUAACUAGAAAUCUUUACUGUUCAUCGAUACUUUUAUUAGUGUAUAAUGAAAGUAGAGGCUCAAAGAUACCAUUAUCAUUUCUGUUUGUGCAGCUAGUCAGGCUGAUCCUUACUGAAGAAUGAAUUAUUGAAGUCAUGAGUAGAAGUUGAAAAAAAAAAAAAAGGCAAAUAACUUUUCAGCUUCUGACUUGUAGAUUUCCAGUAUGUUUACCGUCCAGAAGAGUAUAGAAUUUAGAAUAGUUUCUUCUUAUUUUUAUACGAAAUGUGAAGAGUACAGGAUUGCUUUGUUCAAUUGUUAUAAAGUUAUUAGCAACCUGUUAUACAUGUAUAUAAGCUUUCAUACAUUCACUAUUGAGGGGUCAAUUUUGCCUCAAAUAUAAAUCAUUUUAUAUUCUCAGAAUUCUCAGCUAUUGUAUUCCGUCCAUUGUUAAGACUUUUUUUUAAAGAUGAUAUGAACUAUUGUAUUUUGUAAAGCAAGAUUUUUGUAAUAUCCAUUUUGAAGAUAUUUUCUGGUACAAGUUUGCUGGUCUUUCAGAGAUUGUUAUGUUUUCAGUUACAUUCCUACUCAAUUCUUCCAAUGUUCUUGGAAAUAAUUUGUUGAAAGAAAGGUAUUGCAUAAUUUAUUUUUUUUGCAAAAUGUUUUGUUAAGCAUCUUUGUGCAUUGUAAAGAUGUUACUACAUAACAAAUUUUGUGGAGAGCAGCUACAUUCAUUAAGGAUUAUUUUAAAAUGGCAUUUUUUUCAGUAAGAUUGUGCCAGUUAAAUUUAUGUUAUAUUACAUGAGUGACUGAAUCAUGGACAUUAAAAUAAAUGAACAUGUUUAAUAAAUAAAUGUUUGGGUAUUCUUAUAUCUUCA
Gryllus bimaculatus (two-spotted cricket) is the source of this 2851-nucleotide messenger RNA. The record is from the annotation of a GenBank genome assembly. NCBI's taxonomy places the organism in Eukaryota, Metazoa, Arthropoda, Insecta, Orthoptera, Gryllidae.